AUGCUGCCUCCUCUUAAGACGACUCCUGUCUCAGUAACAGCUUCAUAUAACGAUAAUGUGGUCAAGACUAGGCAAAGAUCUGACCCGGUCGAAAACUCCCCUCCUCCACCAGUCGAUGUCCUCACACCGACCACCGCAGUGCCUGGAGCUGAUAACAUACCUCUAACCGCUAAUGCAGCCUCACCUUCCUUUGCACUCACUGCCGAGAACUUGGGAGCCGUCGUCAACUUUGAUAAUCGUAACGAUGAAGCACUGUUAAACACGCUAGUCACCAAUGGAGGCGUCGAAGGCAUCUCUGAAAAGCUGAAUGUAAAUCUAGAAAAGGGUCUCCAGAUCCAGGCUAACGUGCAACAUGUUGGACAUGGCAAAGUAGCUCCAGAAAACAAGGCGGGUACUCUAAUCAACACUACUGUAGUCGAUGCCGAUGAACGGCGCAAGGUCUAUGGUGCAAACGUCAUUCCACCACCACGGUCAGAAACUAUUCUCGAACUCGUAUGGGGUACUAUAGUCGAAGAUCCAAUCAUUAAAAUUUUAAUAUUUGGUGCCAUCGUGGUUAUAUCUCUUGGCUCUGCUAUUGAUCCAACAAAGGGUUGGAUUGAUGGUAUUGCCAUCCUCAUUGCUGUAGUAUUGGUCCUCUCUGUCACUGCUGGUAACGACUACUCCAAGGAUAAAAAAUUCAAGAAAUUACUAUUGAUGCAAUCAGACAAACGAACACGUGUCAUGCGUGCGGGUAUUACAGAUCAAGUCUCUUCAUGGGAUGUGUUGGUUGGCGACUUGGUAGUCCUCGAAACUGGAGAUGAAGUUCCAGCUGAUGGUCUAUUUGUACGAGGAAACCGUCUUGUAUUGGAUGAAUCCCCUCUCACUGGUGAAUCUCUACCCGUUAAAAAGAACCCAUCUUCGCCAUUUAUGUUUUCUGGAUGUCAAGUCGCUGAGGGAUCUGGAAUCAUGCUUGUUACUGCUGUCGGCCCUCGCUCAUCUGGUGGUCAAAUUCAAGAGCUGCUAAACCAGGCUCAGACUGAAGAAACCGUAUUGCAACAAAAAUUAGGAAUAGUAGCCAUGAUGAUUGGAAAAGUCGGUGUCGCUGCUGGUCUGUUUACCUUUGUCGGUCUCGCUAUACAAUGGGGCGUUCAAUUCGCUCAAGGUCAAGCUGAUAACGAAAUCACUCAAUGCAUGGCAGAUAAGAGUGAAGUGCUUUGCCGAGUAAAGGAACUUGCCCAAUUCUUUGUCGUUGGUAUCACUAUUGUUGUGGUUGCUGUACCAGAAGGAUUACCACUCGCCGUCACCAUCUCCUUGGCCUUCUCUAUGUUCAAAAUGAUCAAAGAAAAGUGUUUCGUAAGACAUUUGGAUGCUUCUGAGACUAUGGGAGAAGCCACCUGUAUCUGUACCGACAAGACUGGUACUCUCACUGAAAACCGAAUGGCUGUCGUCAAGGCCUUUGUUGGUGACAAGGCAUACAACGGAGAAGGAUCUGCAGAACCAGAUGCUAGUCCUUAUAGUAUGCUUACAUUCGAUGGCCGUAUUCGUGAGCUUCUCGCUGAAGGCAUCGCUGUGAACUCCACUUGUCUAAUUCGUCAACGAGAAAAUGGUGGUCAGCCUGCUUUUAUUGGAUCUGCCACUGAAGGUGCUUUAUUGGUCUUCUCUAGUCGUCUUGGAGCUGACUACGAACGUACAAGAGCCACAGUGGAACAGGUCGAAAAUGGUCUAUGGACUUUCUCAUCUUCACGUAAACGCAUGUCUUCUCUGGUUGUCCCUCGAGUACUGACUCCUGGAAACGUCAAACCAUCCAAAUACAGACUGUAUACCAAAGGUGCCUCCGAAAUCGUAUUGAAUCUCUGUAAAUCUUAUGUCGACAAGUCUGGAUCUGGCACGCAUCCUCUAACUGCCGACACUCUCGCUGUAUACCAACGUGUUAUUCGUACUUGGGCUUCCGAAGGUUUACGAACUCUGGCUUUAGCUUACCGUGACUCCGAUGUAUCUCUUGCUUCCGAGUCAGAAAACGACGAAGACGAUCUGGACCGCACUCCAGAACAUGAUCUCGUACUUCUUUGUAUUGUUGGAAUCAAGGAUCCAGUUAGACGUGAAGUACCUGGUGCUGUAGCUCAGUGCCAACGAGCUGGUUUGACUGUGCGAAUGGUCACUGGUGACAACGUCCUUACGGCUUGCAAGAUUGCCAGAGAAUGCGGAAUCUUCACUGACGACGGCAUCGCUUUGGAAGGACCCGAGUUCCGAGCCAUGUCUUUGCAUGAGAAACUCGAAGUCAUUCCGAGACUUCAAGUACUUGCUCGCUCUAGCCCAGCCGAUAAACACACAUUAGUAACCCUUCUCAAGGAAAUGGGUGAAGUCGUUGCAGUCACUGGCGAUGGUACAAACGAUGCUCCAGCUCUUAAGGAAGCCGACGUCGGUUUUGCUAUGGGUAUUUGUGGUACUCAAAUUGCUAUGAACGCUUCCGAUAUUGUACUUCUCGACGAUAACUUUGUGUCUUUGGUGUCUGCCAUCAAGUGGGGUCGUAAUGUGUUGAACUGUGUGCGUAAAUUCUUGCAAUUCCAGCUGGGUGUCAACUUGGUCGCAGUUGUCUUGACUUUUGUUGGAUCUAUGACUGUCGGAACUCCUCCACUCAACACUGUACAACUCUUAUGGGUCAAUUUGAUCAUGGAUACUCUUGGAGCCUUAGCUUUGGCAUCUGACGAUCCAGACGAUGAUAUUUUGCUCAAACCACCUCACGCUCGUAACGAAUCUCUAAUCAGUCGUCCCAUGCGAGAGUAUAUAAUCAUUCAACUUUUCUUCCAACUCAUGGUCUUAUUGGCAUUGCUUCUUCGAGGAGACGACUGGGUACCUUACGAUCACUCCUUCCAUGUACCAGACGACUUGGCAGCCUCUGGUCCAUCAAUCCGUACCCUUACCAUGGUCUUUGCCGUAUUCGUAUUCAUGCAAGUCUCCAAUGAAAUCAUGGCUCGACAGCUAAAUGGCGAAUUAAACAUCUUCAAGAACUUUUUCAAGAAUCAACUCUUUUUAGCCAUCAUGGUCAUCAUUGUCGUCAUCCAGGUGCUCGUUAUUGAAUUUGGUGGUGACUUUGUAGGAACAACCAAGCUGGAUUGGAUUGAAUGGCUGAUUUCUAUCCUAUUGGCUGCACUCAAUCUUCCAUUCACUGUAAUUGCACGUGCUAGUAUUAAACACGCUCAAGGACGACUCUUCAAGGCACACAAGCAUGCUCACACCUCACACUCCAUGGAAAAAGGAGAUACCGUUGCACCAUUAACCGAAAUAAAGAGCUCUCGUGCUAGUCUCCAUAUACAUCAAAUGGAACGUCGAGCAUCCGUUCCAAGUGCCUUUCCAGAAAGACGUCGGUCGUCAGUCACUGUAAGAAACGUUUAUCAUGGCGCUAGCAGCCGCCCACGUCCCGAUGGCAUCACCUCUUCUACCACCUUCCACACACAGCAAGGACAAGACAUUCAUAAUGCCGUAGUAAUUGCUAAUGUGUCCAAGAAUCUGAACAAGUCAAUGGUAUCUCUCAAGGAAGGAUCGUCUGCUGGUGGAAGAGCUGGAUCUUCUAUGUUGUAUGCAAGCAACACCCGUAUGGAUUCCGGAGCACGAUACAGUAGCAAUACUCACUUGGGCGCUGAUGGGAGACUAAGCAUCAGCCAACUUGGUGAUAGGACCGUCGUAAACCCUAGCUAUUCAAGCAACAGCGGCCUCAAGGCCAGUAGCCACCAGCUGAACGAUGUUGCCAAUAAAUUAGAACAAGGUGGUAAACACUUCAGCCAAAACAAGCUAAACCAAAGUAUGGUUCAAGUCAACAAGAGCUCAAACCUCCUCCACCAGAGUACCACCAUCACUCAAAGCAAACACAGUGUCUAUGGUGGUAGUAGUCAGCAUCUAGCUAGCAGUGUCCACCUAAACAAAGCCAGCAUUCACAACAUCGCUCAACCGUCUGCCAUGAAGAGACAAUCACGAUGGGCUACGCUCCGAGCCAGUGUUGCUCUAAUUGGAGGAUUGUCUGAAGUUCGUCAAGCCAACUAUGUGAGUGGACAAGGCCCUGAUCAAGAAUUCGUACAAGGAUGGAGAAGAUACAGUCACAUUCCAAACCCCAUCCGUAAUGAAGAAGCCCCUGUUGAACCUCAUGGUCAUCAUGUCAGAACAGAACCCACCUAUGAAGACACACAAGAUUUAAUUGUCGAGAGUGAGGUCGAGGACCGUUAUGGUGAAGAAUCUGUUUAG
This is a messenger RNA of Synchytrium microbalum, 4215 nucleotides long. RefSeq lists its product as uncharacterized. Gene Ontology annotation, biological process: intracellular calcium ion homeostasis. Gene Ontology annotation, cellular component: intracellular membrane-bounded organelle; membrane. The record is from RefSeq and is a predicted model, not a curated record. The transcript has 3 exons. Lineage: Eukaryota; Fungi; Chytridiomycota; Chytridiomycetes; Synchytriales; Synchytriaceae. Gene Ontology annotation, molecular function: ATP binding; ATP hydrolysis activity; P-type calcium transporter activity. Bases 1 to 4215 code for a protein of 1404 amino acids.